Messenger RNA from Neocloeon triangulifer, 785 nucleotides. RefSeq lists its product as uncharacterized. The record is from RefSeq and is a predicted model, not a curated record. Bases 131 to 778 code for a protein of 215 amino acids. The transcript has 3 exons. Lineage: Eukaryota; Metazoa; Arthropoda; Insecta; Ephemeroptera; Baetidae.
CGAGGUGGCAGAAAAAUGUUUUGCAAUGUAAUUAUAGGCUACGUAGUGCUGACGUGAUUUUUACACAUCCUGCCUCGAAUCGAUCGACUGCUCUGAUCAACUGCUCUCAUUUACUAAUUAGCUCGCAGCUAUGGAAUGCAAGAAACUCCUUUGUGCAUUUGCUUUUCUUUGCCUUGUCGCUGCAGUUCUUGGCUUUGCCGUAGGGGCAUCGGACGAAAGAAAGGAAUUAGAGGGAACGAAGGAAGAGAAAAAGGUCGAUGAUGAAAACCAAAAGGGCGUGGAAUUGAAGAAGGAAGAUCAAAAGCCAGUACGACCUAUACCUUCAGAUGGAAAGUCGGGAGCGUUCAUUCGAGUGAACAGAAAUGGACAGCAGAGAAUUUUUGUGAUAAGGCCGGCCAGAAGGGCACAACAGAAGAGUAGAAACGCAGCUUUGACAAUUAACAAGCAAAAUGCACCAAGGGUUUUGGUUAACACGCAGAACGUUGCACCGAGAAUUCCACCUUAUCAGCAGCCUGGACUUUGGCCAGCAGGGCCUGUAAGAGAUGUCAAUACUGGCCGGGGAAUUGUCAACACAGGCGAAUUCCAUUACGAUUACCCUGAAAACCAUGACGUGUACGAUGUCAAGUACGUGUAUCCACGGCAGAAUCGGAAGCUGACGACAAAAACCAAACCGAAGAAACAACAACAUGGGUCUGACGAAACAUCAGAGGAGCAAAUUACAACUGUUAAAAAUCAAGUCAACCCGUACUUUUACUAUGAGGAUCACAGUUUCCCAUGAUUUCAAU